GCGCCGUCCAGCCCCCCCGGCCAGAGUCCUUUUCGCAUCCUUCCCACGUCGCUGAUCGGCGCACCCGGCCAGCCCCUCACGCCAUGGCGCGAGCAAAAAAGUGGUGCGAAGGAUGGGGGGCCCAAAUAAUUGAAAAGCGGGCGCUUUCGUGCUGGUUUUGUCCAACGUCCCCGGCCUCCUCGACUGCAGUGGUCUUCGAGUACUCGACCGGCCUUCACGUUCUCUAGCCUCCGACGUCCACUCCGGAGCGCAUUCUUCUCCCCCGUCACUCGAUACGUCGCGGGAGCCCAUACGCCCAUCCCCCGACGCUACGCUAGCCAACCCACUACCUCAUAACCAUCGGAACACCUUCCUCCCGUCACCUCCCUCCCCCUUGCCCACCAUGAACGCGACCAGCACGAUGACGGACCAGCUGUACGACGACCUCGGCUUGGACUACACGUCCUUGAACUGGGCCGAGCAGCAGUGGGUGGCGUGGUACAAGUGGAUCGACAACCCGGUCGUGGCGACGGGGCUCAUGAGCUUUUUGAUGCAUGAGAUCGUCUACUUCGGCCGCUGUAUCCCCUGGAUGAUCGUCGACGCGACGCCCUACUUCAACCGCUGGAAACUCCAACCACUGAAGGUGCCCACGCUCGCGGAGCAGUGGGAGUGCACGCGGAUGGUCUUGUUCUCGCACUUCACGAUCGAGCUCCCGGCGAUCUGGCUCUUCCACCCCAUGGCACAGCUCUUCGGCAUGGAGACGUACCAGGUUCCGUUCCCUCCCUGGCAGCUCAUGGCGCAGCAAAUCCUCCUGUUCUUCUUCUUCGAGGACUUGUUCCACUGGUGUGCCCACUCCCUCCUCCACAAAGGCGUCUUCUACAAGCACAUCCACAAGGUGCACCACAAGUACCCCGCGCCGUUCGGCCUGUGCGCCGAGUACGCGCACCCCGCGGAGGUCUUCAUCCUGGGCGCGGGCACGAUCUUCGGGCCGAUCCUGUACUGCUACUUCACGCACAACCUGCACGUCUUCACCGUCUACAUCUGGAUCACGCUCCGCCUCUUCCAGGCCGUCGACGCGCACUCGGGCUAUGACUUCCCCUGGUCGCUGAACAAGUUCAUCCCGUUCUGGGCGGGCGCGGAGCACCACGACUUCCACCACAUGGCGUUCUCGAACAACUUCGCGACGUCCUUCCGCUGGUGGGACUGGGCGCUCGGCACGGACAAGAAGUACCGCGAGCACGUCGCGCGCGUCAAGGCCGCGAAGGCCGCGCUCAAGGGCAAGGGCGCCUCGCGCGAGGAGCUCGUGCGCGCGCAGUACCAGCUUAUGAAGCAGGCCGAGGAGGAGGGCGCGGUCGAGGAGGCGGAGGUGUGCCGCACCGCGAGCUUCAAGUUCUUCAAAACGGAUUAGGGGGGCGUCCGGAGUCCUGACUAGAGGGUGGUCCGGACUAUGGCUAUGGGCGAGGAUUCAGACGAGGGGCCUAAAGGAGCCCAAGCAUGAAAUAUAUACCUAGUAUGCGCAUAGACUCCUGUACGGGGGCGUAAUUACAGCAUUAAUCCAUCCACGGCUGCGAACUA
Schizophyllum commune H4-8 is the source of this 1554-nucleotide messenger RNA. RefSeq lists its product as uncharacterized. Lineage: Eukaryota; Fungi; Basidiomycota; Agaricomycetes; Agaricales; Schizophyllaceae. Bases 383 to 1387 code for a protein of 334 amino acids. The record is from RefSeq and is a predicted model, not a curated record. Gene Ontology annotation, molecular function: iron ion binding; C-4 methylsterol oxidase activity. The transcript is spliced from 5 exons. Gene Ontology annotation, biological process: ergosterol biosynthetic process.